This is a messenger RNA of Hydatigera taeniaeformis, 276 nucleotides long. NCBI's taxonomy places the organism in Eukaryota, Metazoa, Platyhelminthes, Cestoda, Cyclophyllidea, Taeniidae. The record is from the annotation of a GenBank genome assembly.
AUGGGGUGUUUCAUUGAGGGGCCGAGUGCAUCCACACUUCUGAGUCUUGACUUGCAUCUUUCCUUUUCGUUUCCAGAAACAGCCAAUUUUGCUUGGAUUGCUGCUGUGGUGAUUGCAAUUGUAUUCAUCCUCAUUGUCAUCAUUGUCAGCGUCUGGUUAUGCACUCGCAAUCGUGGGGAGACCUACAAACUCUCCAAGAAGGAGUACAAACUCGGCAAUGAUCCUCUCCGUGAACUCAAAGAAAAAGAGACAUUUCAGACCUAUGAAAGGCCGUGA